UCUUGCCCGGCCUCUUCUCGCCCCAGACGGAUGUGUGUCUGAAGCGCAACGCCUCCGGCUCCGCACGCAGGAGCAGUGCCGCAGCGGCAGCGGCCAUUUCGGCGACGAGAUGCCAGGACCUGCGGACUCCACGGAGGGGGCGAGGGAGGAGAGGAGGAGGAGGAGAAGAAGAAGGAGGAGGAGCAGCAGCAGGAAGAGGAGGCUGCCCCCACCCGCGGGAGAAGCGCGCGCCCUGGGCGCCCCUGAGAGCUCAGCCGAAGAGCCGGAUCUUGGCCGGCUUCUUCUUCUUGCCUUUGCCGCCAGCCCCGCCGGCCUCGGCGCCGCCGCCCUCGAGCGCGCUGGACAGGGCCGAGUCGAUGCGGCCCCCGCGUCCUGCUGCAUCCUGGCGGCGCGGAAGGCGGCCCGCUCGCGCUCCUCCCGCUCCAGCUCGCUCCUGCGCCACGGCCUGCCGGCGCUCCGCCGCGGUGGCCCCCGCCGCGCCGCGCGGGGGCGCCGCGGCGGCCCCGGC
This is a messenger RNA of Prorocentrum cordatum, 508 nucleotides long. Lineage: Eukaryota; Dinophyceae; Prorocentrales; Prorocentraceae. The record is from the annotation of a GenBank genome assembly.